GUAUGGCUGUUUGGUGAGGGGAUCAACAUUUUAACCGGCUGAUUUGAUUACUGUACGGGCAAUUUAGGUGUUUAAAGUGGAAAAGUAAAGACACCUCAGCGUUUCAUCAUGCCGGAGGAAAAUGUUCGAGUUGCAGUGCGAGUGCGACCUUUCAAUCGCCGAGAGAGGGAGCGAAAUUCUACUCUUAUUAUUGAUAUGAAUGGUGCCACCACAGAGAUCACAGAUCCCGCUGGAAAUGACGAACCUCGAAAGUUUACUUUCGAUUAUAGUUUUUGGUCACAUGAUGGAAGCAAGGAGCAGGCCGACGGAUACUAUGGCCCAGAUACAUCACAUCCAAAUGGGAAGAAAUUUGCUGAUCAGAAAAAAGUUUAUAAUGAAUUGGGAGUGGCUGUCCUGAAGAAUGCCUGGGAGGGCUACAACAGCACCUUAUUUGCCUAUGGACAGACUGGAUCUGGGAAAAGCUGGUCUGUUGUAGGUUAUGGAAUUAACAAAGGUAUUGUGCCAAUGUUCUGUGAUGAUGUAUUUAAGCAGAUUGAGGCAAAGAAGGCAGAGGGAGACAAAACGGAGUUUGAGAUCACAUUCAGCAUGUUGGAAAUUUACAAUGAACAAGUUCGUGACCUUCUUAGCAGCACCGCAAGGAAAGGUGGACUGAAGGUCAGACAACACCCUAAACUGGGAUUUUAUGCUGAAGGACUGCAGAUCGUGCCAGUCAGCGAUUAUGCUGAUAUUGAAAGAAGAAUGGAGGAGGGUACACAGAACAGAACUGUGGCCUCAACAAAGAUGAAUGCCACAAGCAGUCGUGCCCAUACCAUUGUUGGAAUCACAUUCAUUCAGAAGUUCCAGAAUGCUGCGGGAGAAGACACUACAAAGUCUGCUAUCACCAAUCUGGUGGAUUUGGCUGGCAGUGAGAGAGCUGACAGCACAGGAGCUACUGGUGACCGUCUGAAAGAAGGAGCCGCCAUCAACCAAUCUCUCUCCUGCUUGGGAAAUGUAAUUGCUGCUCUUGCAGACAGAUCCUCUGGAAAAAAUACUCGAGUUCCCUAUCGAGACUCUGUGCUGACCAAAUUGUUGAAGAAUGCCCUAGGAGGUAACAGCAAGACCAUCAUGAUCGCUGCACUGUCACCCGCUGACAUCAACUUCGACGAGACUCUCUCCACACUCAGAUAUGCAGACAGAGCCAAACAGAUCAAAAACUCCACCUCUGUGAAUGAGGAUCCCACAGAACAACUCAUCAGGGAGCUGCAGGAAGAAAAUGAGAAGCUCAAGGCAAUGUUGAAAUCUGGAAAUCUGGAGAUGGUGGCAGGUGAAGAUGAUGACGAUGAUUUGACGGAUGAAGAGAGGGCUCAGAUAAAAGCAGAACUGGAAGACCAGUACAAGUCUAUUUUGGAUAAAAAUGCUCAAGAAAUGGAGGAUAUGAAGAAAUCCUUUGAGGACAAAUUAAAAGAAGCUGAGCUGAAAGGCGGUGGAGGAAGUACAGAUUUUGCUGCCAUUGCUGAAAAGAAAAAGACAGUACCCCAUUUGUCUAACUUGAACCUUGACCCCCAGUUGUCAGGGCACAUAACUCAUUUUGUGGAGGGACCAGAGACCUGUGUUGGUUCAGAAGGGGACAUUAUGUUCAAAGGACCCAGUGUGGUAGCUAAACAUGCCAUGAUCCGAGAGGAAGGCGGGAAGUAUACGAUUGAACCAUGUGAAAUGACCAACAGAUUGGUACAGAAUGGAAAGGCAGUAGUAGCCAAACAGCCCCUCAGUCACAACGACAGACUUAUCUUCGGGACUACACAGUACUAUGUUUUUGUCAAUCCUAAAGAAAGAGACGCCUCCAAACAGAAGUACCCAGAGGUGACCUUUGAGAUGGCUCAAGAAGAGGUCGCCAAAAAGUCCGGAUUUGACAUGAGUGGAGAAAACAAAUCUAGAGAGGAUGCUCUGUUACAAGAAGACAUGCUGGAGAUCAUGCCAGCAGUGGAGGAAGCUAACGCUAUUAGUCAGGAACUGGACAAAAAGAUGAAGUUUGAAUCUAUGAUUGUGUCCCCGGAGGCCAGGGGAGAACAGACUGGCAGAACAGAAGUCAUGAUCAAGGCCACAAAUAUAGAGACCAAGCAUGAAUGGAUCUGGCCAAAAGUCAAAUUCAUGAACAGGAAGUAUGUAAUGCAGGAGAUGUACAACGACUUCCUGGAUGGGGAUGACCCAUGGGAACUACCCCCUGAGAAGGAUCCGUUUAUUGAUGACAUUAAUGCAGAGUUCCACAUCGGUAGUGUUAAAAUAUGGCUGCAGUCCACUGCCUACAUGAUAGCCAUGAAGGAACAGUUGGAUGUUAUUGACUUCCGCGGUUAUGAAGUGGGAAAAAUCAAUAUUGAGCUUGUUCCUUGUAAUAAGUCGGGGAAGGAAUAUGCGGAGGACGAGGUAUUUGUGGAGGACACAUCAGAACUUGUGGGGAAAGAACUCUACUUCAAACUGAAGCUGGAGAAUGCCAUGGGUCUGCCAUCACGAUUCACGGAUCUGUAUGCCAAAUACAUUUUCAACCUUGAACAAAAACCAUAUGAGACCAAAAAGAUGGCCAAUACAAUCAAUCCCCAGUGGAACUUGAACCAGGUUCAUGGAUUUGCUAAAGUCACUACUGAAGAUAUUACAUUCCUCCAAGAAGGAGCCAUCAUGCUGCAGGUGUGGGGGAAACAGAAGCCGCCGAAAGAGAAAAAAACCGUGAACACCAAGGAUGCGCUCAUUAAAGGAGCCAUGACCAAGGGUCAGUCCCACAAUGUCAACACCAACAACAAAAAGGUGGACCCUGAAAAGGUCAAGUACAUGAUGAAGUGUGCAAUGUUAGAGAAACAGAACCAGCAUUUGGAGCAGAAACUGGUAGCCAUGAAGCGUAUGUUGGAGGAAGCAAACAAACACAAGAAAAAGAAGCUGACAGUUCAACUGAUCCACAAGAUUUACCACGCACCGUCAAAUGAUGCUGCAGAGAAAUGCAUAGCUCUCAUUCCACAGGAAAAAGAUGACUCUUCAUCUGAUUCAUCUUCCUCCUCCUCCUCAUCCUCCUCUUCCUCAUCUGAUGAGGAAAAUAAAGGGAAAAAUAAAGAUGCUAAAAAGAAAAAGAAGCCAUCAUCAAAGUCUAAGCGGUCAAAGAGCCCAAAAGCCACACAUCCACCGAAGGAAAAGGAAAACGAAAAGAAAGCUGUAAGUAAACAGACCUCCAAUGCUAUAAAAAACCAGAACAAGUCUAGCUCAUGUGUACUCUUAUAACUGCAAAUCUGUGUGAAAAAUAUGUUUGACCCUGACCGUUUCUAUUUCUUUUUUCAUCUUGGGAGUUUUGUACAGAAUAGACUGUUGAUAUUGAUAUGCUGUCAUCAUUAAAUGUUUUUUACCUGCUAGAUAUUUGCUGCACAUUGUAUUUAAAACAAAAGCCAACCAUACAUUUGCUCAGAUUCCCUUCUUUUUUUGUGUUCUUGUAUUGUUAUCAAAUAUGUAUAUUUAAUAUGUACAUUUGUCCUAUUUGCUAUGAAAAAUACUCUGUACAUGUAUUUCCUUUAUACUUUAAAGACUUUAUUUAGUAUUAGAAACACACACUGCAUUUUGUUUUGUACUGUGAAUUUAUUGUAUUGUCAGAGAGUUCAUAAUUUAUUAUUAUCACAUUAUUUUUAAAACUUAGAGCUGAUGUAAAUAGUUUUUGUGGAAUUAUUCAAUUUACAUCAGUUUUGAAUUUAAUUAAUCUCUGGGCAUUCAAAAUAUACACAUGUAUGAUAUGCUCCAGUUAUUAUUCAUUUGAAUGUGACCACAUUCCAUCAAUUCUAGUAUGUGAUACUUUCCAUUUUCCGUCCAUUUUUCGAUGAUAUUAUGAAUUAUUAAUGAGUAAUGUAUGUGCUUGCAAAUACAUGUAUUUUAUUUUAACUUGGUAUCAGAAUGCCAUUUUUUUUUUUUACACAUGCCUGUAAUACUAUGUUACUCCCCCACGCUUUUAUUUUAUUUUUUUUUUUUUUUACACAUGCAUGAUACUAAUAAUGAAAUCCCAUUUGUUUUGGUAAGCAGGGUACUUUUGAAAAAUAUUUUGUUUUGUUGUGAAUGUUAAAUUUUGACCAAACAGAAUGCUCUAUAUACUUCUGUAAAUAUCACAGUUAUUACUUAGAUAAAUAAGACAAUUUGAAAUUCAUUUUAAUUGAUAACUGACCAUUUCAUUGAAUUUAUAUGGCUUGUUUGGCACAGUUCUGCAAGCUUUCAGCUCUGGGUGCAGUCUAGUAGUUUGCACAUCAAUAUAGGAAAGCACAAAUACAAUGCUGUAACCAAGAAAAAAAAAUCCUUUAAUUCAUAGAAACCAAUAGUAACCCAGGAUUAAGUUUGGUGUUAAAUCUGCGGAGGUUGUAUUUAUGGUAUAACGUAAUGAUUUGCUUUUCAUGGAAAUGAUUGUCUAAAUUAUUUGUUGGUAACAGAAUUGUUUAGAUUUGGCUGUGAAAUGUUGUAACUGACUGUGAUAUAUACAUGCAUUGAACUGUUACAGUGUAAUUGUCAUAGUUUCUGUUUUUGUGAAUUAAGUCCAGUGUUAAUAACGAAAACCAACUUGAGAUGUUUUUGCUGUUGAAAUAAAUCAUAUGAUCAACAUUCCCCAAA
This is a messenger RNA of Ostrea edulis (European flat oyster), 4599 nucleotides long. Its product is annotated as kinesin-like protein KIF28P. Gene Ontology annotation, biological process: microtubule-based movement; cytoskeleton-dependent intracellular transport. The transcript is spliced from 21 exons. Gene Ontology annotation, cellular component: microtubule; kinesin complex. The record is from RefSeq and is a predicted model, not a curated record. Bases 109 to 3240 code for a protein of 1043 amino acids. Gene Ontology annotation, molecular function: ATP binding; ATP hydrolysis activity; microtubule binding. Lineage: Eukaryota; Metazoa; Mollusca; Bivalvia; Ostreida; Ostreidae.